This is a messenger RNA of Aureobasidium subglaciale EXF-2481, 1959 nucleotides long. RefSeq lists its product as uncharacterized. Gene Ontology annotation, molecular function: zinc ion binding; DNA-binding transcription factor activity, RNA polymerase II-specific; RNA polymerase II cis-regulatory region sequence-specific DNA binding. The record is from RefSeq and is a predicted model, not a curated record. NCBI's taxonomy places the organism in Eukaryota, Fungi, Ascomycota, Dothideomycetes, Dothideales, Saccotheciaceae. The transcript is spliced from 2 exons. Gene Ontology annotation, biological process: positive regulation of transcription from RNA polymerase II promoter by galactose. The coding region runs from base 1 to 1959 and encodes 652 amino acids. Gene Ontology annotation, cellular component: nucleus.
AUGCCACCUCGUGAGGCAGCUUGCGAGCCUUGUAGGAGGUCGAAGUUGGCCUGUGAUCAUGCUCGGCCGGUGUGCACUCGUUGUUUGGGUGCUAACAGAGGCGACGCUUGCGAGUAUAGAACUGCACCAUUCAAAAGAAGGCGAACAGAUUUAGAAUCCGAGCCACCACCAACAGCAGCUGCGACGCCAACAAUUCGACCGUAUCCAAAUCCAGGCUUUCAAGGCUCGCUGAGUUCUGCUGCAAUUUUCAGUCACAUUUCUCCUCGACAUCAUGAGCCGGGAAGUGCUCAACCAGAACCCGACACUGUGCCUGCUGGGGUGUCCGUGCCUGCAUUGCUCGACAACGAUGAUAUUGCUUGUAGACAAGGAACGUCAUUGAUAAAGUUGCUGCUUGAGGAAUACCCAUUGAGUACCCUCAAAGAUCUGGUCUCGUUCUGGCUUGCCAAGGGCAUCAGUCUCUCACAUGCUGAGUCUCUGCUGGGUUCAUGCGUGGACAGCAUGGACGAAGCUUUAAACUCUGGACAACCAACAGACACUUGCAUGGAAUACUUGACUCGGAACUCACAGAGCCCUUUGCUAUUUGGACCGGAAACGACCUUUGAGGCAUACGCUGCCCAAUUUUCAGGUCACAAUGCCCGAUUGGAGACGUUAGGUAUCUUCUUGUCGGCGGUUGUGAGAGCCACGAAUGACGUCCCGUUCUUCCCUACCCUGUACAAGACUGAUGAAGACAAAUUCAGACUUCGAAAGUUGGCGACUCGACUGAGCGACCAUGCUUUAGAAGUCUGCCUUUCACUUGAUUGCUUAAACGACCUUCAGCUUGCGUUCCAAUACGAAAACUUUAUCGUGCACACCUUCGUUGACGGAGACCAGAGUUACAGCUCAUGGCGCAGACUAGGCGAUGUCAUUGCCUCAAUGCUCGCUCUUGGUUAUCACGAAAGAGUGGAAACGCGUUCGAGAAUCCCAAACUUCUUGGUGGAGCUACGGCAAAGUGCAUUUGCACGCAUAUAUACCGACGACAAGGAAGUAUCUAUCUUCCUCGGUCGGCCACCUCGGUUGAGCAGACGAUUUUGUCACUUCCGCAUACCAAUUGCUCUCGACUCGUUUGAAGUCAACACGUCUGUCCCAGGCGGUGAGACCACCGGACAAGCGAACGAGAUCAAAAUUGACUACAGAGCGGGAUGUAGCUGGGCCGCUCUGUGCGCGCUACUAAAAGAAGAAAUUCUCGAGUUGUUUAUAGAGAAGAACCGCGAACACUGCGCCCAACGGGCCGGCGUUAUCUGUGCGAAGGCAGAGGCACAAUGGCAGCAACUACCCACGCACAUGCGUUACGAUGUCGGAUGUCUCAAUGACUACAGAAGGAGUCCAUUCGAACGCGACUUCCUGAUCAGUGCUCGGCUCGAUCACAUACACAUUCGCUUUCUUCUACGAUUCAUCUUACUCAACAACUUGGCACAUCCAGACGACGAGAUGAUCCAGAUCGCGCACGAAAUGCUCACUUUGGUCGUUCAAGCAGUGCUUGCUCGCGACCGCCUUGCCAAUUCUGGAAGUGGUCUUGUGUGGAAAGUCAUCCUCUAUGGUUUACCAGCUUCUGGCAUCAUUUUGCUCGCGAUCCUCGAGCAGCGCAAUCCAUAUCACUUUGGAGGCUUAUCUCGCGCCAAAGUUCUGCAAAACCUGAGAAUACUGGUAGCCGAAAUCCAGAUUGGCGCCUUGUCACAUCCCAGAGAGCCGAAUUUUGCACUGCUUACACGAGCCGCACAGACAAUCGAGAAUUUCCUGGAUUCGGAGGAGAGACAUGAUCAUCAUCCAAAUGGUCAAAUGAGCACGCAUCCAGACGCUGCUCCUGGGCAAAUGGGCCCCUGGGCAUCCAAUUUGAAUCUGGAAGCCUGGGACUUUGACCUCGGGUUCUGGGAAAAUUUGGCCGAGCAUCCCUUCUUGUCUAAUCUCGAGUUUCCGACGUAG